AUGACAAUGUCAAAACCUUCAAUACUUUUUAUUCCAGGCUCGUACGUUCUACUGCCAGCCUAUCAGCAUCUCCUGGACGCCGUCUCGAGAGCAGGUUAUGAGAUUCAGGGCAUCCACCUGCCUACUAUCGGACUAAACAGCCGGCAGGGAAGGGAUGGUCCAGCACCAUCAACGUACGACGAUGCGGCUGUAAUCGCACAAGAGGCCGAGAAACUCGCAGAUCAAGGCAAAGACGUGGUCCUCAUGGGUCACUCGUACGCUGGUAUACCCAUGUCUCAAAGCACGAAAGGACUGGGGAAAGAUGAGAGAAAAGCCCAAGGUAAACUCGGGGGAAUCGUUCAUCUCGCCUACAUAUCCUGCCUGGUCCCUGCGGUUGGACAAUCAGCCGGGUCGCUCCUGAGCAGAUGUCCCGACAACAAAAGACCUCAUGUGUCCAUCGAUGAAAAUGGCUGGAUGCUGAUGGAAGAUCCGGCUGCGACUGCUGGAAUGAUCUGUCAAAAAUUACCUCCUGAAGAGGGUGAGGCUUUGGUCAGAGACUUUGCGAAGCAUUCGGCGCAGAGUUUCGGAAAUGAGUUGACGCACGCCGGGUAUAAGGACAUUCCAGUAUCGUACUUGUUCUGCGAAGAGGAUAUGGCCGGACCUCCUGAUUUUCAAAGGGACAUGAUUGCUAUGAUCGAGGAGGUGAGCGGUCGGAAAGUUGAUGUCACGAGCAUCAAGGCGGACCAUUGCCCGCAUUUGAGUGCCGAGAAGGAAACGAUCGAGUGGGCUUUGAGUGUCGCGAAGAAAGCAGAAGAGAUCUAA
This is a messenger RNA of Exophiala viscosa, 801 nucleotides long. Its product is annotated as Alpha/beta hydrolase fold-1. The transcript is spliced from 3 exons. The record is from RefSeq and is a predicted model, not a curated record. Bases 1 to 801 code for a protein of 266 amino acids. Lineage: Eukaryota; Fungi; Ascomycota; Eurotiomycetes; Chaetothyriales; Herpotrichiellaceae.